AUGGAGGAGUCCGAGGAAUUAACUAAAGACACAGAAUUGGAUGAUUGCAAUGAAGAGCAGGAGUCCAUCGAGCUUGUCUCGCGGUUCAGUAUCAUGGAAGAGUCCGAGGAAUUAACGAAAGACACAGAGUUGGAUGAAUGCAAUGAAGAGCAGGAGUCCAUCGAGGUAGCAGAACAGUCCGAGCCAAGCGCUCCGAAAUGGAAGCCCAACUUUGAACUAAUCAACUUAGAGGCUUCAAACGCCUUGUUAUAUCGUCUCUAUAUUCAAGGAGAUUAUGUUGGCUGCAAGUCUUUAAUCGGGGAAAUGCUAGAACAAUGCUCAAAUCAAAGCGAGUACGCUUUCUACAUGAGAGGAGUGAUUGCUCGUGCUGAGGGUGAGCUUGAAGAAGCUCUGACUUGGUUCAACAAAGCGUUAGCUAUAUCUCCUUCUUCGACAACGUUGGUUCCUCUCGUUUCUCGUCUGCCCUCAAAAUCAUACUAUUGGUUAGCUCGUGCUAUCUACCAUUUGGAUACAGAUUUGUUCAAUCCUUGUGAAAAAGCCCGUGAUCUUCUUAUGCAGUUAGAGCCUGAGAAUCUUGAUGUGAUGUUCAAAAUGGGCAUGCUCUACUUACGCAACAAUAACGAGGAUCCAGCUUUUGCUAUGUUUGGAAAAGCUCUCAGUUACGAUUCUACACAUCAGCAGGUGGCUAUACUUCCCCAUCUUCUAUAUUUCAUCUCAUUUAUUUAA
Molecule: messenger RNA, 726 nt
Organism: Strongylus vulgaris
Lineage: Eukaryota; Metazoa; Nematoda; Chromadorea; Rhabditida; Strongylidae
Source: the annotation of a GenBank genome assembly